This is a messenger RNA of Rodentolepis nana, 690 nucleotides long. The record is from the annotation of a GenBank genome assembly. NCBI's taxonomy places the organism in Eukaryota, Metazoa, Platyhelminthes, Cestoda, Cyclophyllidea, Hymenolepididae.
AUGGAUUUUGGAGAUUUGGGACAACCUGAUGGACUAAAGGCCCUCGAUGAAUUUCUUUUAACACGAAGCUACAUCGACGGGUUUGUUUACGUACGUCCUUUAUCUUAUUUCCAUAUUUUUAGAUACCAACCAUCCAAAGCCGAUACUUCCGUUUUUGAAUCUAUUUCGAAAGUUCCAGACGCUAAGUAUGUAAACGCUCUCCGCUGGUAUAAUCACAUUAGAUCCUUUGGUGAUCAACAAGUAAAACUUCCUGGUAAUCCCAAAGGCUUAAAUUCAAUGACAACUAUAACAGUAAAAAAGAAUGAAGAAGAAGCUGAUGACUUUGAUCUUUUCGGUUCCGAAGAUGAAGCGGAGGCUGAGAUGCGUCAUUCUGCUGCUCUCGCUUCAUACAAUUCCAAGAAAUCUGCCAAGGCCAAGCCCGUUGCUAAGUCUAUGAUCAUUUUAGAUGUGAAACCGUGGGAUGACGAAACGAAUAUGGAUGCUCUUGAAAAGUGCGUUCGCAGUAUUGAAGUUGACGGUCUCCUCUGGGGUAGCUCAAAAUUGGUCCCUAUCUUUCAGGGAAUUAAAAAACUGCAAAUCACCUGUGUCGUUGAGGACGACAAGGUUGGUACCGAUCUCCUCGAAGAGGAAAUUUCCAAAUUCACUGAUUACGUUCAAUCUGUUGAUAUCGCGGCGUUUAACAAACUGUAA